AUGGCUUCAAAGAAGGACAUGCGACGGGCUGAUCUCGUCAUUCCAUAUGUCGAGCCCAAGGACGAGAAACCGGCUGACUUUGGCUCGACAAUUACAAGCACCAUGCCUAUGGCAGCUAUGUUCACUAGGAAUCGAAUGCUUGGAUGGUUUGCCCUUCUGUCAUCGUUACUGGGUUGGCUUGGUGAAACCCCAAGUCAGAAGGCGAACGCCACGACACCGGGUUAUCUUUCGUUUGGCAUGUCAGUCCUCGCUGUUGACCCCUUCGCGGAGGUUGACGACGAUACUGGGGAUACAAAGCAGUCCCAGAAUUACAUCCACAUUCGUAUUCAGCAACGCAAUGGUCGUAAGACUUUGACAACCGUCCAAGGCCUUCCCAAGAAGUUUGACCAGAAGAAAAUUCUCAAGGUCAUCAAGAAAAAAUUUGCCUGCAAUGGCACAAUCGUCGCGGACAGUGAGAUGGGCGAGGUGAUUCAGCUUCAAGGUGAUCAGCGCAAAGAUGUUCAAGAGUUUUUGGUCGCAAAAGAUGGCCUCGAACUCGACGCAAAGACUAUCAAGGUCCAUGGUUUCUAG
Messenger RNA from Exophiala aquamarina CBS 119918, 570 nucleotides. RefSeq lists its product as uncharacterized. The transcript is spliced from 10 exons. Gene Ontology annotation, biological process: translational initiation. The record is from RefSeq and is a predicted model, not a curated record. Lineage: Eukaryota; Fungi; Ascomycota; Eurotiomycetes; Chaetothyriales; Herpotrichiellaceae. Gene Ontology annotation, cellular component: eukaryotic 43S preinitiation complex. Gene Ontology annotation, molecular function: ribosomal small subunit binding; RNA binding; translation initiation factor activity. The coding region runs from base 1 to 570 and encodes 189 amino acids.